Messenger RNA from Notothenia coriiceps (black rockcod), 1519 nucleotides. Its product is annotated as zinc finger and BTB domain-containing protein 16-A-like. Gene Ontology annotation, biological process: regulation of transcription by RNA polymerase II. Bases 284 to 1519 code for a protein of 411 amino acids. The record is from RefSeq and is a predicted model, not a curated record. Lineage: Eukaryota; Metazoa; Chordata; Actinopteri; Perciformes; Nototheniidae. The transcript has 2 exons. Gene Ontology annotation, molecular function: DNA-binding transcription factor activity, RNA polymerase II-specific; protein binding; RNA polymerase II cis-regulatory region sequence-specific DNA binding.
UGUGUAUGUGUGUGUGUCUGCAGCGCGAGCCGGCUGCUCGUCUGGCUCUGUGACGUCAGCGCCGUGUUGAUUUGCUAAGGCGAGAGAAGAAAGGAGUUAGUGCGUGUUGAGAGAGCGGGUUUAUGCGAACUGCCUUACUAUGCUGUAGCCCCGCUCCCCCUGCACUAUCCCGGAUCAAAAAACGUGCAACUUAGGUUUCAUCUUGUUUACAAAGAUAGCUAAAAUCACGGCAGAGCGGGGAAGGCGAGCCUCAUGAGUUGGCCUCGUGGCUUGCAUCGACACAAUGGAUUUAUCUAAAAUGGGAAUGAUCCAGCUCCAGAACCCCAACCAUCCCACCGGCCUCCUGCUGAAGGCCAACCAGAUGCGCCUGGCGGGGACUUUGUGCGACGUGGUCAUCAUGGUGGACAACCAGGAGUUCCACGCUCACCGAACUGUCCUCGCCUGCACCAGCAAAAUGUUCGAGAUCCUCUUCCACCGCAGCAGCCAGCACUACACCCUGGACUUUCUCUCACCAAAGACUUUCCAGCAGAUUCUGGAGUACGCUUACACUGCCACGCUGCAGGCCAAGGUGGAGGACCUGGACGACCUUCUCUACGCCGCGGAGAUCCUGGAGAUCGAGUACCUGGAAGAGCAAUGCCUCAAGAUCCUGGAGACCAUUCAGUCCUCGGAUGAGAACGACGUGGAGGUCGGAGGCAGCGCGGAGGAAGAAGACGACCGCAAAGGCCACAACGGAGCCAAAAACUCCAAAAAGCAUUCCAUGGAGGGGUCUUAUCUGACCGGAGCCCAGCAGAUGGCCAUCAUGACGGGAAUGGUGGAUCAAAGCCCGUCUGUUUCCACUUCUUUCGGCAUGUCCAACCUGAGUCCCACUAAAGCUGCCGUGGACAGUCUGAUGAGCAUCGGACAGUCUCUGCUCCAGCAGGGCUUCGGCGGGGAACAUCUGCUCCACCACGCCAACUCCAACCAGCUGAUGACCGAGAUCAAGACCGAGAUGAUGCAAGUGGACAUGGGAGGCAACGGCCACGACAGCCCGCCCAACAUGGAGUCCAGCGCCUCUAGCAACGGAGAGCGAAUGGGCGAGGACAGGAACCGAGACGGACCGGGAACCCCGACCAGGAGCAGCGUGAUCACCAGCGCCCGCGAGCUGCACUACGUCCGCGACGACCAGCAAGUUGACAUGAGCCAAAUGGGGCUGGAAGCAAUGGCGGGGAUGACGGAGAAACAUCUCGCCUCGCUCUAUUCCCUUCCCGUCAAUCACAAAUCGGACGGCCUCAUGUCCAUGCCGGCGGCCAUGGCAGCGUCCAUGGCCUCUCAACUGCCCAUGUCCCCGGCCCUGGCCAUGUCGAUGGACUUCAGCGCCUACGGGGCUCUCCUGCCGCAGAGCUUCAUCCAGAGAGAGUUCUUCAGCAAGCUGGGAGAACUGGCGGUCGGCAUGAAACCGGACGGCAGGAACCAGCACGAGCGAUGCAACGUGUGCGGCAUAGAACUUCCAGAUAACGAGGCUGUGGAGCAACACAAGUAA